Molecule: messenger RNA, 2536 nt
Organism: Sarcophilus harrisii (Tasmanian devil)
Lineage: Eukaryota; Metazoa; Chordata; Mammalia; Dasyuromorphia; Dasyuridae
Gene: DNASE1L3
Product: deoxyribonuclease 1 like 3
Exons: 8
Coding region: 252-1196 (314 amino acids)
Biological process (GO): apoptotic DNA fragmentation; programmed cell death involved in cell development
Cellular component (GO): nucleus
Molecular function (GO): DNA nuclease activity
Source: RefSeq, a predicted model, not a curated record
GAUUUCCUAAUGUGGAAAACAAGUGACAAGCCCCAAUUAGCGCCGCUUAAAAGGCAGGAGAUUCCCUCUGGGCAAGAAGCCUGUGACCUUCAAUUCCUCAGAGAAGUGAAAGCUUGCAGAAGGAAGGAAGCCAGUUAUUCCUGCUGUCUGCACCCUACCAACACCACAGGCUGCACCAGAACUUGGCUGUGCUCGGAGCACCAGCAACUCGCCUAGCUGCACCUCGCUCCUGGCGGGAGAAGGGCCCCGACAUGGCAGGAAGACUGGGGGUCCCCCUGAAGCUGCUGCUGCUGCUGCUGCUGCUCACCCUGGACAGCAGCCAGGCCUUGAGGAUCUGCUCCUUCAACGUCUUGUCCUUCGGGGAAGCCAAGAUAGGCAACUCCAGGGCUAUGGAUGUUAUUGUGAAGGUCAUCAGUCGCUGUGAUAUCAUGCUUCUAAUGGAAAUCAAGGACUCCCAAAACAUCAUUUGUCCCACCUUGACGAAAAUGCUGAAUGGGAAAUCCCGAAAAGGCACCAAAGACUACAACUGCAUAAUUAGCAACCGGCUGGGAAGAAAGGCCUACAAGGAACAGUACGCUUUUCUCUAUAGGGAAAAUGUGGUAUCUGUGAAGAAAAGCUAUCACUAUCAUGACGCCCAGGAUGGAGAUGAAGACGUCUUUUCCCGAGAACCUUUUGUAGUCUGGUUCCAUUCUCCUAAAACUGCUGUCAGAGAUUUUGUGAUCAUCCCUCUGCAUACGACACCUGAGACGUCUGUUCGAGAAAUCGACGAGCUCUUUGAUGUCUACAUGGAUGUAAAACGUCGAUGGAAGCCUGAGAACUUCAUCUUCAUGGGAGACUUCAACGCUGGCUGUAGUUAUGUCCCAAAGAAGUCCUGGAAGGACAUCCGGCUUCGGAUGGACCCCAAGUUUGUCUGGCUGAUCGCUGAUAAUGUGGACACAACAGUCAAGGAGAGCACCAAGUGCGCCUAUGACAGGAUCGUGGUCCAGGGCCAGAAGAUAAACAGUUCCAUUGUUCCAGAUUCUGCCAAGACCUUUGACUUCCGAAAAGCCUACAGGUUGACUGAAGAGGAGGCUCUGCGUAUCAGUGAUCACUUUCCUGUGGAGUUUGAACUGCAGCCUGGGGAAAGCUUCACUAACUUUGUCAGAUCAUUUGUUCCCCAAAAAAAGAGAGGAAGGAAAAAGUCACAGCGUGGCUAGAAGCACGAGUUGAUUCUUAAUAACUCCCUCCUUUUAUUUUCCUUUUUAAUAACAAAAAAGCCCCAUGGAAACCAUCUAACCCAUCUACGCCAGUUUGACCAUGUUCCUUGAAGAGAAAAGGGGCUGGAUUUAAAGCCAAAAGGACAUGGAUUAAACCCCAGCUCUGAGACUUUUUACCCGUGUGACCCAACUGUAUCUCCUUAUCCUCAGUUUCCUCUUCUGUAAAAUGAGAGAAUUGGGCCAAGGUGACACCUGAGAUCCCUUCUAGCUCUAGAUCAGAGAACCCAUUAGGGAAUAAGUGUUCAUAACCUCUGACCCAGUCCACAGUGACGAAAACAAAGCUCCCUUACAAACCAAAAUAUUUACAGCAAUAUUUUUUUAUGGCAACAAAUAAGUGGAAAUCAAGUGGUGCCCAUCAAGUAGGGAAUGGCUGAACCAACUGUGGUUAAGUCAAUGUAGUGGAAUAUUAUUUAGCACAAAUGACAGAUAACAUUAAAUUCAGAGAAACCCGGGAAGAUUUGCCUGAACUGAUGCAGAAUGAAAUAAGAAGCGAAAACCAAUCAAUGACAAUAGUAUUAAAGAAAAUAUCUCUCAAAGGACAACAAGUUUUUGAGUAACCGAAAAACCAGUAAUGGUCCUGGACACUGGAUAAUAAAAUGUGGGUAUUUAAGGGCUGGAUGUUUCCCACAUUAUCAGAGGAGAUCGCUCUAUCAGUUGUUUUUGCUUAAUUGGGUUUCUUUGUUCAUUCAGUUCAAUUUAACAAGCAUUUCUAUAUGUGCCAUAUUCUGGGGAUAUGAAAUCAAUAUGAGACAAUCCCUAUCCUCAAAAAGCUUGCUGUUGAGCUCAUAUUCUUUGUCAUCCAGUGUUUGAUUGGGGAUGGGGUUGGGAUUAGGGAGGAAGGUCAGGAAGUCUAAGGGGAUAGAGUAUAUCCAGCAAUGAUUGUGAUUUAGAAACUAAAGGCUUUGUCUGGAUGCAGAUUGAAGAAUACUAUUUUCACUGUUUUUGUUGUUUUUUCUUUCUUGUGGUCUUUUUCCUUUUAUGGAUUCUUCUUUUAUACCAUGACUAAUGUGAAAAUAUGAUUAAUAUGCUUACAUACCGUGUAAUCUUUAUCAAAUUGCUUUCUGUUUUAGGAGGGAGCAGAGGGAGGGAAGGAGAAAAAAUUGAAAUUGAAAAUGUUAUAAAAAUGAACGUUAUGUAUGGGACUACUUGCCAUGUAGGGGAGGGGAUGGAGGGAAGAAGGGAACAGAAGGUUUUGCAAGGGUCAGUGUUGAAAAAUCACCCAUGCAUAUGUUUUGUAUAUAAAAACGCUCUAAUAAAAAAUAAAAAUUUUAAAAAGUGAA